AUGCCCCGAUUUAAGCCUGCCGCUGGCCUGCCCCCUUACCACCACCGGGCGCUCACCGGUCCUGGAGCCGGCCAUGGGCAGGGUCCAGUCCCCACGGCACAUGGGAUGAUGCACCGGGAGGUCCGUGACCCGUACGGGCCGCCGGGGCCGGGGCUGCACCUACUGCCGCCGGGGCACGGGCCCGGUCCGUUCCCCUACGACAUGCUGCCCCCGCUGCCCCCGCCGGAGGUCCUGGAGCAGAAGCUUGUGGCACAGCGCGGGGAGAUGCAGAAGCUGGCCGUGGAGAACGACCGGCUUGCUGUGAGCCACGCCUCGCUGAGGAAGGAGCUGGCCGUGGCGCAGCAGGAGCUGCAGAGGCUGCAGGCGCAGGGGGAGGCUGCGAAAGCCGCCGAGGAGCAGGAGAUGAGGGGCCUCCUUCAUAAGGUUGGGAAGAUGGAGGCCGACCUGAAGGCCUACGAAAACGUGAAGGUGGAGCUACAGCAGGCGCACGCUGAGGCGCAGAACCUUAUGGCUGUGAGGCAGAGCAUGGUGGCCAAUGUGCAGAAGCUGAGCAAGGACCUGCAGAGGAACCUCGGUGAGUCGCAGCAGCUUCCGGCACUCGUCGCUGAACGGGAUGCUGCUAGGCAAGAAAAUCAGCACCUCAGGAAUACGUAUGACUACGAAAGGAAACUCAGGGUGGAUCACUCAGAGUCUUUGCAGACAAUGAAGAGGAAUUAUGACUCCAUGGUUACAGAGCUUGAAAAACUCCGUGCUGAGUUGAGGGACACGUCUAAUCUUGACAAAAGUGGUUUUUUCUACAAUAAUACCACCCAAAAGGCCGAUGGUAUAUCUAGCCAUCUUUCUGUUGGACAAAUUUCUUAUGAUAGUGGCUACGGAAGUGCACAGGCAAGGACAACUCCUACUGGUCUGGCAGACCCUUUAAGUGGAAGCCCUGGAGGGACUGGUCUUCGUUCUGGAUUGGAUCCAUCAAGAGGCAAUGCAUAUGAUGGUUCUCAUGUUGCCAAUUUCAGUUCUUCAAAAACCGGGACCCAUGAUGCAGCAAGGGGUGCCACUGGCUUUGACUCUUUGAAGGGUUCUGGGUAUGAUGCUUCAAAGGCACAUGUAAUUGGACAGGCGUCAGCUACAGCGGCUCAUGGGGGCCUUGCUGGUUACUACGGAUCCAAUCAGGCAACAUCGGCUCCAUAUGCAUGGGGACAAUCUGCAUCGACCUAUGGAUCUGUACAGGUGCCACCAUCUUAUGCAUCUGGGUCAAACACAUCCUACGGCGCAGCAGCAGUGCGUCCCUAUGGCUCAGCUCAGGCGCAACCAUCAUAUGGACAAACACAGGCACCAUCUGCGUAUGGGCACACACAGCUACCAUCAUCCUUUAGUCUAGCACAGUCACAAUCCCCCUUCACUGCUGCACAGGGGUCCUCUCCCUAUGGGUUGGCUGCACAGCCUCCGGCAUAUGGAUCUGGGCGAGCAGGCACAAAUGCUGGCAACUAUGAAGCGUCUCAUGGACGUAAAUAA
Messenger RNA from Miscanthus lutarioriparius, 1509 nucleotides. NCBI's taxonomy places the organism in Eukaryota, Viridiplantae, Streptophyta, Magnoliopsida, Poales, Poaceae. The record is from the annotation of a GenBank genome assembly.